Messenger RNA from Enterospora canceri, 801 nucleotides. The record is from the annotation of a GenBank genome assembly. NCBI's taxonomy places the organism in Eukaryota, Fungi, Microsporidia, Enterocytozoonidae.
AUGGAGAGCACAACUUCAACCAAUGAACAGAAUGUCACCAAAGAAAACACAGAAAAUGAACUAAUGAAUAUACCAGAGGACUACACCAGCAUAUCAAGAUGGAUAAAGAAAAACCAGGCACAAAUAAUGAAUAAUCCAGGGUUAAUUCAAAAGAUACUGAAUAGACUGGAAAAACUACUCAAAAAGACCAGUCAAAUAUCAGAUUUACGAAAAGAUAUCAGCAUCUUCUUACAAACAAUCAAAUUAGAAUAUGAUGCACUACUUAAGGAAUAUGACGCACUACUUACAAUUCAUGAUAUCGUAGAAAUGGUCAAUAAUGCUGAAUGUAUGGAUUUCUUUAGUUUAUGUUACAGGAAAGAGCAAUCAGCUAAAUUUGUAGAUGUGUUGUACCUGGAAGUGGAACACAGGGAUAGAAAGGUAGGAGAGCGCAAGGUGUACGAUGAGAACAGCUCAGAAAUCAAGAAGCCAUCAAAUUUGAAGGAGAUUGAGGAGAAAAUAGAGAGCAAUGAAGAAGCCAAGAAUAUUGCUGCCAUAAUACGAAAUAGAAAACGAGUCUCGUUCAUUGAAUUGGUGUGUGAUCCUAAUUCAUUUGGUAAGACAGUCUACAAUGCAUUCAACCUGUCAAUGGCUAUUAGAAUGAAAUAUGUGUCAUUUGCGCGUAUCAAUGGGAUUCUAUACGUUGUGGAAUCAACUAAUAGUGAUGAAGAGGCUAUUUAUGAACAUGGUGUGUUUGAGAUCACUCAUGAAAAAUAUAAAGAAAUGAGGCAGAAAAUAAAUCAGGUUCAAUCACAAAAUGAAUAA